AUGGCUGCUGCAUCUAAUAAAUUGCCCACGGUUGCAGUAUUCUGUCCACAAAGCAAGUGUCCCACUCAAAGCUAUCUCUCAAGCCUCCGUUCAUUCCUAUUGUCAGACCAACGUCUCCAGCCGUUGGUCAAGGAAAUCUUGUCUCUGAAACAAACGUGGAAUUUUUUUGCAAUUCACAAUGCAAACAUUGCAGGUCUCUCUCAAGGCCCAAGAUAUGCCGCAUUACUAGUUGACUGGAUCACGAACGACAGCUCAGGCCCAAUCAUCGGAAUCAUGUCUGGGAUAAUAUCCAUGCCAUUGCUUGUCAUAAUCCAAGUUUGCCAAUACCUCCAGUAUAUCCAGCUACAACGGGUAAGCCAUGCUCAGCUGCUUCGAAGCCUUGACAAGAGGGUCGGCAUUCAGGGAUAUUGUGGGGGUCUUUUGCCAGCCUUUAUUGUCGCUUGCGCUCGGGACGAGGAUGAGCUCAUCCACUUGGCGACGAUUGCUAUACGUAUUGGACUGGGGAUUGGAGCGUACUGUCAGCUCGGUGAUAACGAAAAUAUCAAAGGCGCGACAACUGCUGUUGUACGGCUUCGUUAUCCCGAGCAAGGUGAAGAAAUCGUACAGAAGUUUCCAGGUUGUGUCAUCUCAGCUGUGACAGAUCCAAAAAGCAUUACUAUCAGCGGCCAUGUAGAUGCCAUGGCACAUCUUUUGGCGCACGUUCGGGAUCAAGGACUUCUCGUACAAGAAAUGCACCUUCGCGGGCUAGUCCAUAACCCGGAGAACCUUGAACUUGCCCAAGAACUUUGUAGCCUUUGCGAUAAGAGUCCAUCUCUGCAGCUGCCAAAAACCACGCAAUUAUUGAUACCGGUUAAGUCGAACUACGACGGGAAGAGUAUCAAGAAGCUUUCUUUAACCCACGAGGCUGUACUUAUCAUGCUAACAGCAAAAUGCGAAUGGUACACAGUACUCCAGGAAGUAGCGCAAGAUCUCAAAGACGGAGGCAACUCCUUUCAUAGCUUCGAGAUCUUUGGACUUGGCGAUUGCGUUCCUCUCUCUCCUUUCCAUCAAGCCAAACUCAAUAUCACAAAAUCCGAGGCCGCUAAAGUUCUAAUAGAAGCAGAUUCCAAUCAAUAUGAGUUCAAUGACGAUGCAAUAGCAAUAAUCGGUGUUUCGUGUCGGCUGCCUGGCGCCAACAACCUCGACGAGCUGUGGGAGCUAAUGUCUCGUUGUCAAUCAACUUGUGAGAGGAUCAGACAAGACAGAGUACCUUUGGAGAAAUCGUUCAGAAAUUCGCAGAGAAAGGACUCAAUAACUGAAAGAACGUUCUAUGGUAACUUCGUCAAUGACGUUGACAAGUUCGACCAUGGUUUCUUUCGGAUUGGGGCCAAGGAAGCUUCCUGUAUAGAUCCACAGCAGCGUUUACUCCUAGAGCUGGCCUACCAGGCAAUGGAUUCCAGCGGAUACCUUCGUCAUCAUAAACGUGAAGAUAACGAUAACGUAGGCUGCUUCAUUGGUGGAGGGUUUGUCGAGUACUUGGAGAAUACUGGUAGCCAUCUGCCAACAGCAUUCAACUCGACGGGUACAAUUCGCGCUUUCCUCUGUGGCCGGUUGAGUUACCACUUCGGCUGGAAGGGACCUGCGGAAGUUGUUGAUACUGCGUGUUCAUCUUCCAUGGUCGCAAUUCACCGAGCAUGCAGGGCUAUUCUCGGAGGUGAAUGUCCAGUGGCGGUGGCUGGCGGCGUCAGCCUGAUGACUGGUGUAUCUGAUCACCUUGACCUGUCUAAGGCAGGAUUCUUGAGUCCAACUGGCCAAUGCAAACCAUUUGACGUGUCUGCCGAUGGGUAUUGUCGUUCGGAUGGAGCUGGCUUGGUCGUGCUGAAAAGACUCAAGCAUGCGGAGGCAUCUGGGGAUCAGAUUCUUGGAGUUAUUACAGGAACUGCGACAAAUCAAGGAGGCAUGUCUUCAUCAAUUGUAGUGCCGCAUGCACCUUCAUUGGAGGAGCUAUAUCAUCGCGUUCUGCAACAGGCACACAUGUCUCCCCGUCAUGUCUCGUAUGUUGAAGCCCAUGGAACAGGAACUCAGGCAGGCGACCCAAUCGAAAUGGAAAGUAUUAGGCAAGUGUUUGGUAGUGUUGAUCGCCACUCUCCUUUGCAUGUUGGUUCAGUCAAAGGAAAUAUUGGUCACUGCGAGCCCGCUGCAGGAAUUGCAGGCCUUCUUAAGGUUCUCGCUAUGUUCCGAGCCGGUAAAAUACCUCCGCUGGCAAACUUUUCGAAACUCAAUCCUAAGAUUCCGGCUCUGGCUAAAGGUAAAAUGGCCAUCGCCCAAUCAGUUGAACCAUGGCUAGGAUCAUUCCAUGCUGCAUGCAUCAAUAGCUAUGGAGCCGCUGGAAGUAAUGCCGCUGCAAUAUGCUGCGGAUAUACCUCUGUGAGCACUACAUGUGAAAAUACGAACGAGAAUCAACCAUUCCCAAUCAUAGUUACAGCUCACUCGAAAGAGAGCCUGCGUCGAUAUGUUGAUAAACUCAGCAAGUUCCUGGAACACCAGAAACCGAGUCUUGGGGACUUGGCAUUUACACUCAGCGAGCGCCGAAUGCGUCACCGCUAUCGUUGGAUGACCGUGGCGUCGGAUAUUAACGGUCUUCGCAUGGCGCUCCGUACAAGCAGAGAAGUACACGACAUUCCCCCAAGUAAAAGGCCAGUGGUGUUGGCAUUUGGAGGCCAAAAUGACCAAGUCGUCGGCCUUGACAAGGGACUAUAUGAGAUGUGCCCUCGGUUAAGGCAUCAUAUUAAUACGUGCUCGGAAAUUCUGGUCGAACUUGGCUUUCCUUCAGUAAUUCCGGCAAUUUUUCAAUCCACUUCAAUCUCGAAUGUGGCCAUUCUGCAGACUGCCAUCUUUACUGCGCAAUACUCUUUCGCGCAGUGUUUGAUUGAGGCGGGACUGGUCGUCGACACUGUCAUCGGUCAUAGUUUGGGCGAACUGACUGCCAUCACUGUUUCUGGGGUCUGGACGCUCCGAGAUGGCCUUCGGAUUGUCGCGACGCGGGCUGCUCUGAUAGCAUCUACGUGGGGACCAGAACGUGGCUCCAUGAUGGUAGUUCAUGCCAAAAAGAAACUCGUUCACAGUCUUGUUGAGAAAGUAGGAGACUGCGAAAUCGCCUGCUUCAACUCAAAUACCUCACAGGUCAUAGCAGGUUCUAUGGAUUCAAUUAACCGUGCAGAGACGAUCUUGGCAUCUGUCCUAACCUAUGAGGACGUGCGAUUCCAGCGACUCAAGACCAGCCACGGAUUUCAUUCCAAGUUCGCUGAUCCUCUGUUAGGUGAUCUUGCCGCUUUGGGAUCAACUGUAUCCUACCACAAGCCCCGGUUCAAUCUGGAGACUUGUACUGUAGACAUACACAACACAAUCACGUCGUCCCAUAUCGCAAGUCACCUAAGAAAUCCCGUAUAUUUCGAUGCUGCUGUUCAGCGCAUUACAAAACGUUUGAGCUCUUGCACAUGGCUUGAAGCUGGCUUCGAUUCUCCGAUUAUUUCUUUGCUCAAAAGGGCUGUUGAGGAUCCAACUUCACAUACUUUCCAAGCCAUAUCUUUCAAAGGGGCUAUGGCGAAGAGUGAUGUUCUUACGAAAGCCAUCGUAAGCAUGUGCCAUGAGGGAGUGGAUCUCUCAUAUUGGCCUUUUCUAAAUGCCUCCGAUUGUGGAUUCAGGCAGAUCACUCUGCCAUCAUACACUUUCGUCGGAAGCUCAUCAUGGGUCGAUAAUGUCGACCGCGUGACAGAGCUACAAGAAAAGUUACAAGCUAGUCAAAACUCAACAAAUGCGUCUAAUAGUCUUACUGUCAAGUCUAAACUUGUUACAGGGCCUAUUGUACAUGGCAGAGAAAUCUGUUUUAGUGUCAAUAUUGCGUCUGAGCGGUUUCAGUCUAUCGUAUGUGGUCACGUCGUACGCAAGCGACCGCUAUGCCCAGCAUCGAUGUACAUGGAAUGCAUUUUCAUGGCUUUACAGAAUAUGGAUUUGGAUCUCUCCCAAUCUGCUGUUUGCUUUGAAGCACUGUCAUUUGAAAGCCCCCUCGGUACUGAUCUUGGCAGAGAGCUCACACUAGUUCUCACUGUGGCCAACUCCAAAAGUAACUGGACAUUUAAUUUUGGAAGUCGUCAUACAGCCGAUGGCGCAUCAAAACUAACAGUCCACGCCAAGGGUUCCCUGAGCUUGCAAAGCAGUCACUUGGAGAAUUCGUCCAACCAGAGGCUAGUGGUAAAACAUAUUGAAGGACUAUCACGUGGCCGAGAAAUGGAGAAGUUUCUGUCAGCGCGAGCAUACAGGUUAUUCUCUAAAGUCGUGACAUAUGCCUACUUUCUUUCAGGAAUAAGAAAUAUAUUGAUCGACGGGUACCAAGCCUUGGCUGAAGUACAAGUGCCUGUUGGCCAACCUGGCCAAGAGCAGAGCACCGCGGUGGACCAGUGCGACGCAGUCACAAUAGACAUCUUCAUACAAGUCGCGGGGCUACUUAUCAAUAGCAGCGACCUUUGUGAGCAAGAUUCUGUAUUUGUCGCCACAGGUAUUGAGAAUAUCAAAUUACCGCCGACGCUCAGAUUCUCGCAAAACUUGGUGUGGAAAGUGUACGCUAUCAUCACAUCAACAGGCAAGAGUCAUGCUGUUGGAGACGUGUUCGUGCAAUCAAUGGAUGAUCUCAUCACGCUCUCAGUCAUGGGUAUUGCGUUUACGAAACUACCAAUUCCUGCGUUGGAGAGAAUACUUGAUGGAGCAAACACCAAGACGGGCAAUCCUCAUCCAUCAAAUCCGCUUCCGACGCAAGAGACAGUAGAGUUGCCUCCCCCAUUUGUCUCGCAAGCGGGAACAACAGGAGUAAAACACACUUUGGAAGAGCCCGCUCAGUACCAUUCGUCCGAUGAGGAAGAUGAGAAAGUUUUGCGAAGCAUAAUCUCAAGUUAUACUGGUGUGCAAUCUAACUUAAUCUUCAGUGAGACUUCCAUAUCGGAACUUGGUAUAGAUUCGCUCGCAUCAAUCGAGCUGACCGAAGAGCUCAAUUCUCGUUUUGGAAGAGAACUUUCUUCCAGUCAACUUUUGGACUACAGUUUUGCAGAGCUUUUGAAGCAGUUAGAAUUUCCGUCGAGGACGCCGGGGUUCUCUCUGUCAACCCACAGUGGGAUGCCGCAGGCUUCCCCCACAUCUUCCCUCAUGUCCUCCCUGGAGGAUGAAUUAUUGAUAUCAACACCACAGUCCACAACGUCUCCCUUGAGUAAUAGCCAGUUCAGCAAAUUGACCACGUCUAUUUCUUACGCAUGUGGCAUAGAAGCAACUGAGCUCACCGAAAGCAUCACACUAAGGGAACUAGGUAUUGACUCGCUGGCUGCCAUCGAACUGAAAGAUGAGCUUGAAACUGCUUUUACCACACAGGUCCCGGGCGAACAGAUCGACCUGGAUUGGAGCUUGAGUGACAUGGCUCAAUUUUUGGGGUGCUCUGGUCCCACCGCGACACACAGUACAAUACUUGAGCCAACAAAAGCAUCCGUCGUGCCGACUAUGAUAUUUGACACGAGAGAGCAAAUGAUCGGAAACCCUUUCGAGGCACUCGCACUAGCGCAAGCAGAGCUGCCAAAAGUUCUUCCGGCACGCGGCCACGAUAUCCCAUCCGUAGACGUGGGGCGAAAAUUGGAUGUCAUCACGACGAUGUAUAUUCUUGAGGCGUUCCAAAAGCUCGGCGUGGAUAUCUCGAAACUGGAAGGAGGCUCCCCUGUUCCAGUCAUUCCACAUAUCCCUACACAUUCCAAAGUUGUGAAACGGUACUACAACAUACUACAGAAACACGGGCUUGUGGACUCGGAUGGCCAAGGGUACGUCCGGAGCAUUCUGGAUUAUCCAGACAUCUCUGCAGACAAUCUAGUAUCCACCUUCACCCGCGAAUUCCCGGAGUAUCGUCCUGACACCGACAUGAUUGCAAUUACUGGCUCCAAGCUUGCCGAAUGCCUGACCGGAAAGGUGUCACCGAUGACCUUGCUCUUCGCAAGUAAAGAGGCGCGACAGAUUUUAUCAAACUACUACGCCACUUCACCGUUACUGGCAACUUCUACUGAGCUUCUGGUAAGCCUGGUGGCACACAGCGUGGGUGCAAGCGGUGGGGACGCGGUGAGGAUCAUUGAAGUAGGAGCCGGUUCGGGCGGUACCACAAAACGACUAGCCCAGGUGCUCAAUACUCUAGGAAAGAGAAUCGAGUAUACAUUCACGGACAUUGCAUCUUCACUCGUCAACCAGGCCUCCAGGACUUUUGAGGAGUACAACUGGAUGAAGUUCGAUACCCUUGAUAUCGAGGAGCCACCGCCUUCCCGGCUACAAGGAAAAUUUGACAUAGCCAUAGGCACCAAUUGCGCACAUGCGACAAGAAAUCAAGUCAGUACAAUUGGCAACAUCCGGCAGCUUCUGAACCCUGAUGGCUGUCUGAUUCUUUCGGAAGUGACCGAGGUGGUCGACUGGUACGACAUUGUUUGGGGCCUGCUCGAUGGUUGGUGGCUUUGCAAAGACUCCUCGUACCCAUUGCAGCCACCGGAAAGAUGGGUGCAGUCCUUCAAGAAGGCGGGCUUUCAGACAGUGGCACAAUCAGAUGUCCCGAUACGGCAGUUCAAUUCUCAGAGCUUGAUAGUCGGAACGAGGAACAGUCUGAAUGUGCCAAUCCACAAGGUUCAUAGCCGCACAGCUGUCAGGACCGUAGUAUAUAAGGAAGUGCAAGGAGUCGCAAUUCCAGCGGACAUUCAUCUACCCCAGGCCCCGACUGGAGAUAUCAUGAGCCUCGCAAUGAUGAUACAUGGUGGCGGGCAUAUGAUGUUAUCAAGAAAGGCCAUUCGUCCGGCACAGACAUCAUUCCUACUGGAUAAUGGUGUUCUCCCAGUCAGCUUCGAUUACCGACUCUGCCCAGAAGUCAAUCUCAUCGAUGGUCCGAUUGAAGAUAUUCGAGACGCAUAUCUUUGGAUGCAGAGCAAGUUACCAAUGCUGCUCUCGGAGCACGGGAUCACAGUCGACUGCACCAAGGUUGCCGUGAUAGGAUGGUCUACGGGAGGGCAUUUGGCGCUGUCAACAGCGUGGACAACUCGACUGCUCGCCUCGAACCCCCCAGCAGCGAUCCUCUGCUUCUAUGGGCCCGUAGACUUUGAAUCUGGAGACUUGGACAUACCACGACAUCAUAAGGUCUCUAGCGGAGUGUCUGUUCUCGAAGAAGCGAUAAAAUCUGUCACAGCAACACCUAUAACAUCCUACGAUCCCGGAAAUGGCGCGACGGGCAGCCCAGAGUUAAGCUGGAUGCAUGCCGGUGACCCAAGAUCCGAACUUGUCCUGUCGCUUUUCAGAGAAGGGAACGGACUUUCGCUCCUGCUGAACGAAGACAGGACCAGCGAUCAAUGGUAUCGAAACCCGGCCGAGCCCGGGCGCAUCGCAGCGGUCAGUCCGAUGGCACACAUGCGCUCCGGGGACUACAAGACGCCGACCUAUCUGAUUCACGGCACGCAGGAUGAGAUCGCGCCGUUUCGAUCGGCACUGGACUUCUUCCACGCUUUGCGCGAGACCAACGUCGAGUGCGGGUUUCUGGCACUUUCAGGGGUUGGGCACAUUCAUGACUUGGGGCUGAAACCGGGAACGGUUGAGUGGGAUGCUCAAGUUGGCCCCGGCUAUGAGUUCUUGUUGAGGAUGUUGCGAAGAUAAGCGUUGUUGUUUGUUACGCUAAAUUGGUUUUGUCCCUAACCUAGCAAGUCAGUAUGUCGCGAAAUUGGGUUAUGCUAGGCUAUGUUGUUUCUUGGGGUUUAGCCAACCAAUGUCAC
Messenger RNA from Truncatella angustata, 7802 nucleotides. Its product is annotated as BcPKS16, polyketide synthase. Gene Ontology annotation, biological process: fatty acid biosynthetic process; secondary metabolite biosynthetic process. Bases 1 to 7686 code for a protein of 2561 amino acids. The record is from RefSeq and is a predicted model, not a curated record. NCBI's taxonomy places the organism in Eukaryota, Fungi, Ascomycota, Sordariomycetes, Amphisphaeriales, Sporocadaceae. Gene Ontology annotation, molecular function: hydrolase activity; fatty acid synthase activity; phosphopantetheine binding. The transcript is spliced from 8 exons.